Molecule: messenger RNA, 3064 nt
Organism: Prionailurus viverrinus (fishing cat)
Lineage: Eukaryota; Metazoa; Chordata; Mammalia; Carnivora; Felidae
Gene: NT5C2
Product: 5'-nucleotidase, cytosolic II
Exons: 19
Coding region: 188-1897 (569 amino acids)
Biological process (GO): adenosine metabolic process; IMP metabolic process
Molecular function (GO): 5'-nucleotidase activity
Source: RefSeq, a predicted model, not a curated record
CACCCAGACACCCCUGUAUAUUUUUUUUCUAUUUUCUAAUUGUGUGUUUUCCUUUUUCAAUAUAAAUUUUUCAAAGGGAUAAAACUACAGAUACAGCUGAGGCCUGUAUGUAUCCUUGUUGAUCCUGUUUCCCUCUCUUGCCUUCUCUUGCCCACUUCUAAAGAAUUCAGCAUACAAUUGAAAUAAAAUGUCAACCUCCUGGAGUGAUCGGUUACAGAAUGCAGCGGAUAUGCCUGCUAACAUGGAUAAGCAUGCCCUGAAAAAGUAUCGGAGAGAAGCCUAUCAUCGGGUGUUUGUGAACCGAAGUUUAGCCAUGGAAAAAAUAAAGUGUUUUGGUUUUGAUAUGGAUUACACACUUGCUGUGUACAAGUCCCCGGAGUAUGAGUCUCUUGGCUUUGAGCUUACUGUGGAGAGAUUAGUUUCUAUUGGCUAUCCUCAGGAGCUGCUCAGCUUUGCUUAUGAUUCUACAUUCCCUACCAGGGGACUUGUCUUUGAUACACUAUAUGGAAAUCUUUUGAAAGUUGAUGCCUAUGGAAACCUCUUGGUCUGUGCACAUGGAUUUAACUUCAUAAGAGGUUCUCAGGUAGCUGCUCAGAAGAGACCAGAAACUAGAGAGCAGUAUCCAAAUAAAUUUAUCCAGCGGGAUGACACCGAAAGAUUUUACAUUCUGAACACACUGUUCAACCUACCAGAGACCUACCUGUUGGCUUGCCUAGUAGAUUUUUUUACUAAUUGUCCUAGAUAUACCAGCUGUGAAACAGGAUUUAAAGAUGGGGACCUCUUCAUGUCUUACCGGAGUAUGUUCCAGGAUGUAAGAGAUGCUGUUGACUGGGUUCAUUACAAGGGCUCCCUUAAGGAAAAGACAGUUGAAAAUCUUGAGAAGUAUGUAGUCAAAGAUGGAAAACUGCCUUUGCUUCUGAGUCGAAUGAAGGAAGUAGGGAAAGUGUUUCUUGCCACCAACAGUGACUAUAAAUACACAGAUAAAAUUAUGACUUACCUGUUCGAUUUCCCACAUGGCCCCAAGCCUGGGAGCUCCCAUCGACCAUGGCAGUCCUACUUUGACCUGAUCUUGGUGGAUGCACGGAAGCCACUCUUUUUUGGAGAAGGCACAGUACUGCGUCAGGUGGACACAAAAACUGGCAAGCUGAAAAUUGGUACCUACACAGGCCCCUUACAACAUGGCAUCGUCUACUCAGGAGGUUCAUCUGAUACAGUCUGUGAUCUCUUGGGAGCUAAGGGCAAGGACAUUUUGUAUAUCGGAGAUCACAUUUUUGGGGACAUUUUAAAAUCAAAGAAACGACAAGGGUGGCGAACUUUCUUGGUGAUUCCUGAACUUGCACAGGAGCUGCACGUCUGGACUGAUAAGAGCUCACUUUUCGAAGAGCUUCAGAGCUUGGAUAUUUUCUUGGCUGAACUCUACAAGCACCUUGAUAGCAGCAGCAAUGAGCGCCCUGACAUUAGUUCCAUCCAGAGACGUAUUAAGAAAGUAACACAUGACAUGGACAUGUGCUAUGGGAUGAUGGGGAGCCUGUUCCGCAGCGGCUCCCGACAGACCCUCUUCGCCAGCCAGGUGAUGCGGUACGCUGACCUCUAUGCAGCCUCCUUCAUCAAUCUGCUCUAUUACCCCUUCAGCUACCUCUUCAGAGCUGCCCACGUCUUGAUGCCUCAUGAAUCAACGGUGGAACAUACACAUGUAGAUAUUAAUGAGAUGGAGUCCCCUCUUGCUACCCGGAACCGCACAUCAGUUGAUUUCAAAGAUACUGAUUACAAGCGGCACCAGUUGACCCGGUCGAUUAGUGAAAUUAAACCCCCCAACCUCUUCCCACUGGCCCCCCAGGAAAUUACACACUGCCAUGAUGAAGAUGAUGAUGAAGAGGAGGAAGAAGAGGAAGAAUAAGGAGGAAAACCAAAACUGAGCAUCCAUUAAACACGUUUUGGCAGGACUUCCAGGAGCAAAGGAUAUCCCUGUUUGCGUUCUAGUGGUGGGUGGGGGAGCUCCAUCAAAGGUACAUGUGCGAAGUUUCUGAAGACCUUAAAAUAUUCUAAUCAUAGAUACUUUUUAGUAGUUUUGUUUGCACUCUGCAGAUGGUUCACAAUUGUAAUGGAGUCUGUAUUGGAAGAAAGCAAGGGUAAAGCCGGGCCGAACUGCAUGCAGAAGGCUCCAUUGUGGCUUGUGACACCAUUUCCUUGUCUGGUUUCAUCCUCAGUAUAUAUUGGAUAUACCAGGGCUAGUGAAGAGUAUCUGAGUGGAACGAAGAGGUGAUCUGAAAAUGAUAUGUUACAAAUUGUGCUCUUAUUCCAAAGUCCAUCCUGAAAUUUUCAGUGCAUUACAUAGUAUUGUAUGUCAGUGGAGAAAUAUAUUGUUUCCAUUACCAAAUGCGGUCUUCUGUUAAGGUCAAGGUUCCGUUUACAAGCUUUGAAGUGUCCUCAGUGCCUGGGGGCAGACUGCAGGCUUCAGUGGUCUUGCACAAGUGUUUGGUUUGCUAUAGGGCUUGCCUGGAAUGUACUGCAGUGAUUCUGUCUUGAGGUAAAAGUCUUCAUCUAAUCUUACAUUUUUUUGAUAGUAGAAAUGCUUGUUAUCCAAAAGCGGUCUUUUUCUCAUCUGGAGUGAAUCUAGAGAAAGAAUUCAGCUGAAAGAGGACAAAGGAGCAAGCCCCGUGAAAGAGCAUAACUGAGUAAAGUCAUUAGCGUGGGCCAGUGUGGCUCGUGCCGCCCAGACUUCCGGCCUUCCCUGUCCUCUAGAGUGGACUGUAUUCCACAGUCAAGCAUGAGAGGAUGGGAAGAGGGUUCUAUCAGUCAGAACCUUACUAAAGCAGAGGGCACAAUCAUGUGAAUAAAUGCACUUCAGAAUCCCAAGAGAAAUCACUUGUUAUUUUGAACAAGAAGGGAUUGUUACUGUGUCCUAGAGGGUACCGGGCUGCCUUGCCGUCGGCAGAGUGGCUAUAGCAGUUUGAAUAGUGCAGACUUUCCCUUUAACCUUUAUAUAUUCCUUCCAUUCUUCCUGGUGAACACAGAAGGUAGAUUAGUUGCUCUAGAAUUCAAUAAAGUAUAUUUCUAAUACUGA